Messenger RNA from Strongylocentrotus purpuratus (purple sea urchin), 1678 nucleotides. Its product is annotated as P-selectin-like. Lineage: Eukaryota; Metazoa; Echinodermata; Echinoidea; Camarodonta; Strongylocentrotidae. The record is from RefSeq and is a predicted model, not a curated record. The coding region runs from base 341 to 1663 and encodes 440 amino acids. The transcript is spliced from 8 exons.
AGAUGACCUGGAAGCCGUGAAUUGCCGUGCCAAAGCCUGCGUGGACCACUGGACGGGACUUGUGUAGUGACUCGUUAAGAAGAAGCAGAGAGAAGCAUAGAUUUUCAUUUUUAUCCGUGGUAUUGUUUUCUGUACGAUGUUUUUUUUUAAGGAAAUAUUUUUAUAACCAUAUAUUCGAUCAUAUGUUUUGUAUCUCAAAGGAAAGUGUGAUACAGCCGAUACUAGACGUUACACUGAUCUCACCUGCUUUCGUACAAGUGAUACAUAUAGGACGUGGGGGGACUCAUUUGACUUCUGCUAUGAUAACGGGGAGCUACUUGUCACGGUAAAAAAUCUUGACAUGCAGAACUUUAUUGCCCAAUUAACCGAAGAAAACCUUCGCAGUCCUGGCUGGGUCUGGAUCGGUGCAAGGGAAGGUCUAGACUGGAAAUGGAGACAAAGUGACACAUACAUCGAUCGCUUCUUUUGGGAGAUAGCAUACCCUGAUCAAAGCUCGGGAGAUUGCAUCGGAUUAUCAUAUCAGAGUAACUCAGGGGAAUUCGCAUGGAGUCCUAGGUCACCAGGAGACGAGAUUGGUUUGCUAUGCCAAUAUAAUCAAUCUUGUCAGAGUGUUGGUCUUAACCAAUCCGACAUGGUACUAGAAUACAUGGGCACCUGUUUCCAAUUCCUGGAUGUUUCGAAGAACUGUGAUGACGGGGCUGAAGAGUGUAAUGAGAGAGGAGGAUUUCUGGCUGAAAUACUCGAUGAUAGCACUAAUGCUUUAUUGCUGGACCGAGCCCUGUAUCUGAGAGACCUAGGCGUAAACACGGCAUGGUGGAUUGGUGGUUAUGACGUAGGCGUCGGACGGUCCUGGUAUUGGUCGGAUAAAACUCGAAUGAACUAUGAGGAAUGGAGCGAUAACGAACCUAAUAAUAAUAACGAAGACUGUGUUGAAAUGCAAAGGGAACGUCAGUACCAAUGGAAUGACCAAACUUGUUCAGUGCGAAGUCGGACUCUAUGUCAAAUUGGAAUUCCUGCCUGCGGUGACCCAGGUGAACCUUUGCAUGGUAAUCGUUUACCAGACGAUAGAACAACUUACUCUGUCGAUGCUACUCUUCAAUUCACCUGUCAGGAGGGCUAUACAUUAUCUGGAGAAAGCAUUUUAAGGUGUAUGAAUGAUGGAGCAUGGAAUCAUCAAAGACCAUCAUGUGAAGCUGUCGAGUGUGAGGGAAGCCCACCAGAGGUCGCCCUUGCAUCCACCAUGAUACUAGGAUCAGUGUAUCAAGAUAUAGCUCUAUACACCUGUCAAGUUAGUUAUAUUCCUGAUAGUGAACCAAUUAGCUUCUGUCAGCAUAUAGGCACAUGGAGUACACCUAACUUGACAUGUAAAGAACGCCAAUUAUGUUGGAACGCCACGGUGGAAACUGUAUUCGGACAGGCCAGACUUCCGAUGACUGAUGUAGGAAUCGUAAUCGACUCGGAAGAAUUGUGCCCAGAUGUAGAUUCUGAAGGCCUUGCAGCACCAAUUAUUAGAGCUGUUUGCCAAGUUUCUAGUGACGGCGAAACUUAUUGGAACUCCAGUAUAAGAUGUCAAGAGAAUAUCACUCGAGAAUUAAGGAGAAUAUUGAUGGCAAGUUACAUCUUGAUUACUUUGGAUGCUCUUCCAGUUGUUAUGAAGAGGUAGACCGCGGCGUAGACC